AUGAUAGUCGGGGCAUGUUAACGUUGUAUCAUAGUUGAUAUGGGUAUAGAAGGGUGAUGUUAAGAACCUAAUACACUAGGGGGGGGGGGGGGGAGGUGUAGUAAUGUACUGUAACAUUACCAAAUUUAUAAAAAUCGAUGUACAAUAUGAAAUAUUACACCUAUAACAGCAUAUUUAAUGCAAACACGUAAUAAUAUUCUUUAUUUUAGGUCUGUCGCUCUUCAGAAGCCGUGAAACUGCUGUACGGUGAAGCCGAAUCCCAAUUCCUGACUGGCUUAUACCCGGCCAAAGAGAAAGACACGAUCAAGAUGGCCGCCAUCAUACUACGAUUGCGUUUCGGCCAACAACUCGGGAAUAACAUGGAGUAAGUGUAUCAUUAUAUAUUCGACAUAGGGGGCUGAGAAGGCAUGUAUAAUAUAUGCGUGAUACGUAACGCAUAAUCAACCCAAUUUACGUGACAGUAAAUAAGAGGGUGUGUAAGGUGCAGAUACGAUGUAUGAGAUAGACAUGCUUUUUAUUGUCAGUAUGAACAUGAGUUUAGAAGGUACGGAGUAGUAGGAUAUGAUGAAGGGUUUUAGAGUAAGGUGACUUAGUAUCUUAAUGUUAUGAAUAUUAUAGUAAUUUGUAUGAUGGUGAAAUAUACAUAGUAAAAUAUAAAAUAAAAAAAAUAUUAAAAUAAUAACAAAAAUUUGCUCAAAUUACCAAAGUAACCUACUAUAAUAUAGCAAGUGUUACAAAUUCAUACAUAUCUAAACCAUAAAACAUUAACACCCACCACAAAAUAGUUUAUAACCGCAUAGCCUGGAACAAUAUGGUCAUCUGGAAUACGUACUUGAGGCCCUUCACACCUCGUAUGUCCCUUGAUUUAUAUAUACUUCCGUAUGAAAUCGGGGCCAAUAUUCGGAACAAUGGGCGGGUCAGAGGGCAAAGGCGCGCUUUCAAUAGACCGCUGGCUAAUUAAGGACCGAGGAGGGUCGCCCAGAAAGUUUAGAACUCGUGGGAAUCCCAGCAAUUAAAGACAGCCGGAGGGCGCUAAUUUCAAUAUGGUCAGUUAAAAGGUCAGGGCUCCAGUUUCAGCUCGUCUUUAUCUACUGUAUUUUUAAAAAGUUAAAAAUUGUUUUUGUCCUGAGGGUAGGCAGGGUACGUUUCGCAUAGUAAGAAGCUUGCAGGCCGCGUAGUAGCUUCCUUAGCCUUAAACUAGCCUUACAGCUGCUUCACCUUAACUUUGCUUAGCCCUAACCUAGUCUUACCACUGUUCUACCCUAGCUUUACCCAGCCUUGUCUUACUUAUACCACUCUAAACGAGUUAGACUACCCAUAUCACUCUAAACCAGUUAGACUACCCGCACCACUCUAAAUCAGCUAAAACAAUAACAGACUAAUUAAAAAACACAGUUUAAUCUACAGUAUCUGAAGAGCCUAAACAAAUACUCGUGCACAAGGUCAAGUACCGUGCCCAUAUUGAGCCGUUAAUUAGAAGCCCCAAUUAGAAGAUCGGGAUAAUUAGCCAGGUAAACAAGGGAUAUCUGGUCCACAAUUAGCGGUACCCCUUUGGGAUAAAAGAGCGGAGUUUAGCCAGCCGGGAAUGGAAAUCGCUGGAAAUUGGAUUCCGAAAAAAGGGGAAGCCACGGAGUUAUUUUACAAUAUUGAACAGAUAUUAAAUGCAACAUGACAGCGGGCAAACAUACGACAAUGUUGUUGCGAGAGCAAUCGAAAAUAGACUUGGGAUCGAGAGUUAAGGAGAAUAUUUGGUGUUUUUACGUUGUUUUAGGUUACAACGAGGGGCUUGACAGUGUAAUGUAGGGGGUAUGUAUUAAAGAUUACUUUAUGUACAAUAUUAUCACAGUUUAUAGAUUAGAAAAAAACUUAAAAGGCUAAAGUAAAUCAUCUAAAACAAUUAAUUAAUACCCAAAUCAAUAUAGAGGAAAGAACUAAAGGUUACGUUAUGUACAAUAUUAUAACAGUUCAGAUGAAAAAAAGACACUAAACUCAAAUAAAUAAUUAAAACAACUCAAAAGACCAAGUAAAUCAUAUAAAACAAGCCAAUAACCCCAACGCACAGCCCAAAAAACAACAAAGCAAGAGUACGUGGUUUAAGUAAUGUCCAAUACACAUGGCCCAUCACUCAGUAACUUCAAAAAAUAUUUGUCACACUCCGGAGGCAUUUGCGGCGACAUAAGCCGUAUGCCUCAUUUGUAUUCACAACCGCCUCUGCCGUCUCGAGAGUGACCUCAGAUCAGGGAUAUUACAAAAAGGACCGUGUUGAUAAUCGGAAAAGGCAUUAGAGAUAAGCGACAGUGUAAUAAGCCGUAAAUGUUUGUCGAUUAGCCUUCUGAAGGGCCGAACCAAGUUUACAAUAUUGUUUUAGAUGCAAUUAUGGUGUUUUAGAUUAAAGGUUAGUAAUGGUUAGAGGGACAAGUGUUUUAAGAGAGAUUUUGAGUUGGCAUUAUGUUAAGGAUAAGAGUAAAAGUCACGGUUUUAAAGAGUUUAGAGUAAAACAUAGAUGGCCACAUUAUUAACGGUAGAUGAAUCUUUCAAAGUUUGAACAAAAAUAGUUUUAGUUCUUCAAAUAACUAAGCUAUUUGUUAACACUGAAAAAUAUAAAAAUUUUAAAGGUUUUAUAACAAAGUCUAGGCUUGUAAUUUACGUUAUUUUUACCGUGCAAUUAACCAGAAUGACCUAUUACACUAAACCGCGCAACAUCAACACCUUUAGUUUACAAUAUUUAUAGAUGAAACAUAUUUUAGCUGCUUUAUACAAAAAAGCCACUUAAAAUCAAAUUUAAAUAUUACCAGUCUUAAAAUGGUACACUUAAGCACUCGAAAAGGGGGCGGGGCCUGUCGAGCCGCCUCUUGGCCAUUCUUUGUAAUAGAAGGCGGGGAAGCCCUUAUGUAGAAGGUCAUAAGCACCUUCUGAUGAUCCCGGAAUUGGAGUGGACACUCUUCCACCAAAAACUGGUGGGAAUUGAAUUUGCGGCGGAAUGUUCUUCUUUUUCAAAAAGAUUUGGCCGCUAAACGGCGCCUCGAAAAGGUGCCAAAACCGCCGGAAACGGGCAAAGACAAUUACAACACGGACAAUAGACCAAACAUACGACGGAACGCGCGUUUACUAUGCAGAACACGGGUUGUGAUGACUUUGUAGGGAGCUAUAACAACAUUCAUGGCAAAGGUAUCAUAAUAUUAGACUUUAUGAUAAUUGCGACAAUAGAAUUCAAAGACUUUGAUGACAUAUGGCAAAUAACUCUGUAACUCUUUCAAAAAUAUUCGGACCUUUAGACCUAAACCACGGAACGAUGAGCACAUUGUAAUCAAAGAGAUGGAACGUUGCGGGUAAAAAGGCACGUUAGGGACGGAAAUUGGAGAGGAUGUGAUUAAUGCCCACAUAUUAUUCAUGUUUUUGUUUUGAAUCUGGCGUUAGUUAAGUAUUCGUAUUCAGAUAAUGGAUGCGCUGACUUGAAAACAAUACUUUACGAUACUAUUUAGUACUAAACACAUAAUUGCCUUAAGAAAAGUACUUGAUUUUAGUCUUAUUUUGAAAGAUACGAUCUUGACUUCAACGACAAGAUUUUAUGACAAAGUAUAAGAGACAAGAAUGAUUAAAACCAUAAGUUAUUACCUAAAAUACUUCGAGAAUCCACAAGAAAUUAUAAGAAACAGAAAGAAAUGAUAAAGCAACCAGCUGGCAGUAAUAUCAAUAACUUCGAGUGCUAAUUAGCGUUAACAAAGUGUUAUGCCGAGAAGAACAUGUUGGCAGAUGUUUUUGAUGUCUCUCGAAAGUAAUCCCACAUUAGAGAAUGUAUUGUUAAAGGGCGGAAACAAAUCCCAACAUGGAUAAUAUAAUUAGAAAGGAACGUUUUAGCUGUUUAGAGAGAAGGAAAUUGUCAUACACAAAGAGGAUGAUAAUGGAGAUUGUGAGGAUAAAGGUCAUUUUUGUUGAUCGAAAAGUUCAUAGUUAAAAUAUUGGUCAAAAAAUUCAUAAAAAUUUUAUAGAAAUAGUGACCGAAGGCAUAAAUGGUUAUUCUAAAGACUUUUGAUACUAUUGCCAAUUGUAGUAUAUUGCCACUUAUACUGUGACUUACAUUUGACAUGUUUCAGUUUUACCGCCGUCUCCGCGUGUAUGCCGAAACAUUUAAUACCCACGGAAAGUGACCGUGCUUUCCAGAAGUUGGUGUCAAAGCUGAAGGAUGCCCACUCUCAACUGACAGCCACCACCUAUCAGCAAUUACAAUUCAACUUUCUACAGUUAUGUUGGAAGCUGAAUGUGUAUGGGUGCACCUUCUUCAAGGCUGUCAUGUCACACAGUAAAGUAAGUUAUACUGAGCUUAUGUAUGUUAAGCUAUAGGUAAUCUUACCUAAUAGUAUGAGUAAUGUACUUUUUCUAACAAUAAGAUACUAUACAAUUGGGUCUAAAACAACUUAUAUUACUUUAAACCAAAGCAGAAUAUAGGACAGUAAUAAUACUAUGAUCAGAAUGUCAGAGUAAAUGUUGUUUUACUAUGUAAAUAACAAGAUAUAUGCAAUGACAUGCAAUCUGUUGCCGCUGUAAUUGUAAAAAAGUAAAGUUACUACCUAAAAAUAGUAAUUUUAAUAAUGGCAGAGUACUUAAUUGCUACGUUUACAAGGUUUUAACAGCUACGUUUAAGUAUUACAACAUAUCAUAGUGAAACAUAUAUAGUAGAACUAAGAAUAGUAAGAGAAGCUAUGAUGAAUAUGUAUAAUUUAUGCAAAAAGUAAUCAAAGUAAUACGUCGUAUAAAAUAAGUAAUUAGCCAUUACCCUAAGUAAGAGCAACAAUGUCAUAUUAGCCAUCAUGAAGCCCUACCAUGUAAUUAUAUGUCGCUUAUAGCUAAAUUAAGAUAUUGUACGGAUUCAAAUACUAUUUUGGAAAUUUAUAGUUUCUACAGUAAUAAUAACGUUUACGUUAACAUAAAAUUCUGACUGUAAAAGGUAAAAAACAUAAAUUCAUGUUACAGUAUACCUACAGUAAUUAAAAAAUAAAGGCCAUUAAAAUUCUCAAAUUUAUCUGAAAUGAGUAAAACAAUAUUGUUUUAGCCUCCUUUUGGGACUUCGCCAGUCUAUCUGGGAGUAAAUGACUGGGGAGUAUCAGUUAUCAGCCAACAAACCCUGAAGCAGAUAGAAGCCAUCGAGCUACAACAAUGCGAACUUGUGCACGGUACUGGCGGACAUCUUGAGCUUCACCGGAAGCGACAUGAGAUAUUGGUAUUCUCGACUCCACAGGUGAGCUAUUAUAGGUAUAUUGUGGUAGGGGUGUUCUAUUCAAGGUAUAUUAUAGUAGACGGUAUUAUAUUAUAGUAGACAGGUGUCCUAAUCUCUUAAUUCCAGGCUCUUUUGGUCGCUCAACUCUUCAAACAGCUCCAGACUAAAGUGGCAGGAGCUCAGGUCAAGAAGUAA
Molecule: messenger RNA, 5410 nt
Organism: Bursaphelenchus okinawaensis
Lineage: Eukaryota; Metazoa; Nematoda; Chromadorea; Rhabditida; Aphelenchoididae
Source: the annotation of a GenBank genome assembly